Messenger RNA from Neoarthrinium moseri, 2091 nucleotides. RefSeq lists its product as uncharacterized. The record is from RefSeq and is a predicted model, not a curated record. Gene Ontology annotation, cellular component: nucleus. The transcript is spliced from 9 exons. Lineage: Eukaryota; Fungi; Ascomycota; Sordariomycetes; Amphisphaeriales; Apiosporaceae. The coding region runs from base 1 to 2091 and encodes 696 amino acids. Gene Ontology annotation, molecular function: sequence-specific DNA binding; zinc ion binding; DNA-binding transcription factor activity, RNA polymerase II-specific. Gene Ontology annotation, biological process: DNA-templated transcription; positive regulation of transcription by RNA polymerase II.
AUGGAAACAACGAAGACCGCCGCAAACCAGCCAAGGAAAGUUACAAAGCGAUCGUCUAACGCGUGCACACGCUGUCGCAGACAAAAGAUUAAAUGCUCCGGGCUGCAGCCGUGCGAGGGUUGUAGGAAGCGGAAGACGACAUGUGAUUUUGAUGAUAAAGAUGACAAGGUGGUGGUUACGAGGGCGUUUCUCUUGGACCUGCAACGAAGGGUAGAGCGCGCCAACCGACAGCCUUCGAAUGCAGGUGAGACUUCACAACCACUGCCUCACAACCAGUCGGCGGCCGACAGCGACGCAUCGGCACCGCCUCUGUCCGGCAUUGAGCAUGAAACCAAUCAAGAGCAAUAUGGGAGCCCAGAUAAUGACGACCUUACAUCAAUAGAGGGACAGAGAGCAAGCCAACCUCCAUUCACAAAUCCUCUCGCUGAGUCGCCAUCCACCUUCAUAGCAGCGUCAAACGGAAAACGGUUCUAUUUGGGCACCUCCUCCAAUUGGUCGUUCUCGAGAAAAGUCCUCCAGUUGGCCCAUCAAAAUGUCCAUCAGGCGCCACUGGCAUCGGAUGCUCUGCUUUUCGAUGGGCUGGCCUACGAUUUGGGCUGGCUUGGUUCUGAUGGAUCGGUCGCACCGGACAUGCUAGCCAUACCGACCCCCGAUCAUGCUAUAUAUCUCAUCAACGCCGUCAAAUUCCAUUGCGGCCAUAUGUUCCAUUUAUUUGAGAAUGACGAGUUUCACAUGCGGCUUCAUCAGUUCUACGCAGAUCCCGAGUCUACAACGACCACAACAGAUCUAUGGUACAUCCACUUCCUCCUCAUCUUGGCCUUUGGGAAGAUCUUUAUUAUGCAAAAGUCCGUGGGCAAAUGGCCAGCUGGUGCAGAAUUCUUCCGGAGGGCUUUGCAGCUCCUCCCUCCAGCACAUAUACUUUGCCAAGAUGCUGUGGUCGGCACCGAAAUCCUGUGCUGCAUAGCGUUGUACCUUCAAUGUAUUGACCAUCGUAACGCAGCACAUCUAUAUAUCGGCGACGCCAUGCGCACUGCGCUUUGCUACGGGAUGCAUACGGACAUGCCCGUCGCGCAACUCGGCGAGGAGCAUGUGCAGCGAUGCCGCAAGAUCUGGUGGACAGUGUACGUCCUCGACCGGCAGAUGACUUCACUAAUGGGGCUUCCUCAGUCUGUCCGAGACCAAGAUAUCUCGUGUCAGGUGCCUAUAUUCCAGGAAUCCAAUCAGCGAACGACCACCCUUGGAAUGCAUAUCCAGCUGGCCCGCGUUGUUACAGAAAUCAAUAAUAAUGUAUAUGGUAAUAAUGGCAGACUGAACCGAAAGUUUCUAAGCAGUACCAAAGAGUGCUUGGAGGUCCUCGCGCGCCUGGCGCCUGACCUGAGUCAGACAUUGCCAUUGAAAUUGGCUCAAGCCGGCCAUGGCGUAUCGAGAAUCUCGGCCUCGAUGCACCUGCUUUACCAUCAGUGUAUCGUGUUAGCUACGCGUCCAUCAAUAUUUUGCUUCCUAAAGAUGAAACUUGAGGUGUCAUCAUCCCGGACCAGCCCUGCACAACACAGUUUCGGCAAUAUCAAGAACGCGUGUCUAGAAUCCUCUCAGCAAAUUCUCAAUAUUUUAGAGAGCUUGGAGUCUCAGGGGCUUCUUGAAACAUUCCUUUCCUUGGACUUUGACUCUUUGUAUGUGUCAGCAGUCAUAUUGGUCAUUGCCCCAGUCAUUGACGAGAGCCAUACGGGUAAUCACAUCUCCUGGGUGCAGAGAUGUAUGGCUUUGUUUGACAGAUUGAUUGCAGCCGGCAAUCUGAUAGCUGCUUGGCGCAAGUCAGAAUUGCAACUGCUAUAUGAGAUGGUAAUACAAAUACUGCGCUCACACACGACAUUCGUGGACCCGCCAUCCCAGGCUACCCGCGCAGCGGCAUUACAAGUCACGGACCCUACAAUUUCUCUACCAGCAGACUCGAUCAUUCAGCCGUUCGCCAUGAAUAGCCUCGGUAAUGGUGACGAUAUAAUAGCGGAGCAGAUCAUGGCGAUUGCCAGUUCCAUUCAAGAUGAAGAUAUUGAAUGGAUGGAUGAUGCAAUAGUCGAAAACAGUAUCUGGUAA